UUCUUUUGUAAAUUGUCCUAUCCAAGGUGGGGAACAUUGUGUAAAAACAUGAAGCAUAGCAAAAUAAAAAAUUAUCGACAGCGGUAUGUAAUCCAUAAAGCAAGUGUAGAUAACGAGAACCAGUACGUUCGAAAUUGUCAUGUAGAUAACGUUGAGUUACGGUUUUAUUGUUCGUUUACCUCUCUAUCACACUACAAGGAUUAACAAAUAAAAUGGCUUUAAAUGUCGAAGAAGUUAUUAACAAACUACUUACAGCGAAAACAAACAAAAGUAAAGGUGGGUUCUUGCCUGAAACAACAUUAAAGGCUUUGUGUUUGAAAUCAAGAGAAAUAUUGUUAUCACAACCAUCGUUAUUAGAAUUAGAAGCCCCGUUAAAUAUUGUAGGUGAUAUUCACGGACAAUAUGCAGAUCUGUUAGAUAUUUUUACACAAGGAGGUCUUCCACCGCAAUCAAAUUAUUUAUUUCUAGGAGAUUAUGUAGAUAGAGGAAAACAAUCGUUAGAAACAAUUUGCCUUUUAUUAGCGUAUAAAGUGAAAUACCCGGAAAAUUUUUUCCUUUUACGAGGAAACCACGAAUGCGCCUCAGUUUGUAGAAUCUACGGCUUUUUUGAUGAAUGUAAAAGACGAUACAAUAUCAAACUUUUUAAAACAUUCACCGACGUUUUCGAGUGUUUACCGUUCGCCGCGGUAAUUGACGACAAAAUAUUCGCUUGCCACGGGGGAUUAAGCCCUGAUUUAUUAGACGUUGGUCAAAUUGCAAAAAUAAGAAGACCGAUAGACAUCCCAAAUGAAGGUUUAUUAGCCGAUUUACUUUGGUCAGAUCCAACGCCCGACUUAGGUUGGAACUUAAACGAUAGAGGGGUUUCAUUUACUUUCGGGCCGGAUAUCGUUGCUAAAUUUUUGAAUAAACACGAUUUUGAUUUGAUCAUCAGAGCGCAUCAGGUAGUUGAAGAUGGUUAUGAAUUUUUCGCAUCAAGAAAAUUAGUUACAAUUUUCUCAGCACCUAAUUAUUGCGGUUUAUUCGAUAACGCUGGAGCUUUACUUUCGGUGAAUGAAGAAUUAUUAUGCACAUUUAAGGUUCUAAGACCGAAAAUAAAAAAAUAACUUAAUUAUUUAACAUUUUUUAAACUAUUACGUAUUCGCCUAUUUUUUUAAUUAUUAAUUAUUUUUUAUUUAUAAGGAUGUUUUGUUUGUGUAAAGUAAUAAGUUAUUACUUUCUCUUAUGAGGCUAAUCUUGAAUUGCAACAAAACGAUGAGAUAAAUUGCCAUUGUAGAGACACUCUAAGAACAAAAAAAAAUGUUAUAAUAUCGAUAUUAUUGUGAUAAUAAGGAGCUGUUAAUUAAUA
Messenger RNA from Onthophagus taurus, 1345 nucleotides. RefSeq names its product serine/threonine-protein phosphatase PP1-gamma catalytic subunit B. Gene Ontology annotation, cellular component: nucleus; cytoplasm. NCBI's taxonomy places the organism in Eukaryota, Metazoa, Arthropoda, Insecta, Coleoptera, Scarabaeidae. The record is from RefSeq and is a predicted model, not a curated record. Gene Ontology annotation, molecular function: protein serine/threonine phosphatase activity.